Styela clava is the source of this 2791-nucleotide messenger RNA. Its product is annotated as kelch-like protein 40. The record is from RefSeq and is a predicted model, not a curated record. Lineage: Eukaryota; Metazoa; Chordata; Ascidiacea; Stolidobranchia; Styelidae. Gene Ontology annotation, molecular function: protein binding.
AAGACGGCUCAAUCAUAAUAUGGCGGACCACGGCCUCUCGUUCUGAUACCAGUCCAUAUUGAGUAUGGGCUUCACUACCCAGUUAUUUGUUUUCAGAUGCAUGGACUUGAUGAUGGAGAAAGCCGUAACCGACCAGCGGCUACGUGGACCAUCCAUCACUGGUACUGCAAUAUGACUGUGGUUCACCUUAUGAUUAAGCUGUCUUAUCAACUUUCCUCGCCGUCUUAAAAAAUAUGAAAUUUUAGAUUUGUAUUCAUUUACCUCUUCUCAGUAAUUACCACGAGAUGGAGCCAAACCACGACUCAUCAUCCUUUGACGUAAAAGACCAUGCAUAUGAAAUCUUAUCACAACUUGAUUCUAUGAGAAAGGCCAAUGAACAUUGUGAUCUCACAAUAAAAGUUGGGUGUAAAGAAAUUCGAGUCCACAGGGUUGUUAUGUCAGCAGCUUCUGUAUAUUUCCACUCCAUUUUGGCACAUGACAAUAUUGAAACACGAACUGGUGUAAUAGAAAUGAAAAAUGCAGAUUUGGAAUCUGUUACAAAAUGUGUUGAUUUCAUUUAUUCCGGUCAAGUGUUGAUAACUGAUGAAAAUUACGACCAAUUAAUGAAGGUGGCCCAUAUGCUUCAACUGGAAAAAUUGUGCAAUAAAAUUGCAACCUUUCUUGAAGGCAAGACAACUCUCGAGGAAUUUUUAACAAUCAAUACGUUUGCAAGAAUAUUUGAUUGCAAAAGAUUGAUCCUAAAAUGCAAUGAAUUCACUUCUAAAAAUUUUCGAACGUUCAUAUUCACGAAUGAUUUUCAAUAUUUCGAUAAAUCACUUAUAUCUUUUGUGAUUGCGUCCAGAGAAACAAAAGCUACUGAAGACUAUAAAACAAAAGCCCUUAUUGAGUGGACAAAAUUUGACUUGGAAAGUCGGGAACCAAACUUCGAAGACGUGUUUUUAACACUGGACUUUUCUAAAUUUUCAAGAAGUUAUCGAAAGUUUUUAAUUGAAAAUGAACCACUUGUUUUGAAAUCGAAUCGAUGUGUUAGCGCACUAGUAAAGCACUCGAAUGAUCUCGCCAAAGUAAGAGCAAAAGAUGUCAAUUUAAAGGAUGUUUUUGAAAACAAUGUUAUCGGGGUCUUCAAUAAAAUAACUGGAAAAAUUGAAGCUUUUGAACCUGAGCACAAGACAUGGACAAACAUAGCGGAUACUUCUAACCAGUUUAUUCACUAUUGCUUUACUGUGGUGAGACUUGGAAAGGUUUUAUACGUCCUUGCUUUUGGUCGCAAAAGUUAUAAGUUAAAUUACACAGGAGAUUGUGCGAUUUGGGAAGAACUACCUUACCGGUAUGUGACGUGUAAAAGACUUGAAGCAGUAGGGUUUAAGGACUCUGUAUAUGUAUUCGAUGAUAUGGAUAAGCACAGCAAAGCUGUUGAAAAGUACGAUUCAUACUUAGAGGAUUGGGAACAGGAGACUGAUAAACCUAUCAAUGGAUGGCUCGUUUCUCUUGUCUCUACAAAUGAUUAUAUAUAUUGCAUUGGAGGAUAUAAUGAAAACGGAGAUCUUUCAAGUGUUACGCAAUAUAAUGGUUUGGAUUGGACAACUUUACCCGAUAUGCCAACAGCAAGGCAUGGAGCUGCGUCUGUGGAAUGCAAUGGGAGGAUUUAUGUAAUGGGAGGGGUAUCAGGAGAUGACUGCCUGGCCACCACGGAAUACUUUGACAUCAGCAAUGGAACAUGGACAACUUUGAAGCCGAUGUUAAAACCAAGGACAGUUUUCAAAGCUUUCGUUUUGGGAGGAGACAUCUUUGUUGCGCAAUAUAAUGUCUCAAUCAUGGAAUUUGAAAAAUUUGAUUUGGUUGAAAAUAUUUGGCAAAUUAUUGAAACGUUCACUGGUACUGAUGUGCAGUAUCGUUCAUUUUUCGCGUUAACUUUGCCAAUACAGUGAAAUACCGUCAAAAAACACCAAAAACCUUGCAAAAACAGUGAAAAAUAGGCUGAGUGUUAUAAUAUAUAUUCACGAACACAUUUGUCUGUUCAAACUGCUGUAACUUUACCAAAUUAUCUAAUGGUCAGAAUGUUUGCAUAAAUUUGAUUAUUUUGCUGAUAUCUCUCAGCUAUCUAUUUUCACUGAUUCAUUUUCACUAUAUAUUCAUUGUACAUUAUUUCACCUUUAAUAUUACAGCAUUAGGCUUGGCCAAAGAGCUCUGGUUCAGCAGCUUCAGAGCUGCUUGCCCAGAGUAUUUUUUUAACCUUGCUUUGAGGAAAAGUGUGAAAUAGGCUACGAUAUGAAAUUAAUAGUUAUGCAGACUUGUAAGAACACCUGGUUAGCUUUGCUAUGCGCACAAAAUUCUGUGCACUGCCACAAAAUAUUUAUGAAAAAUCUUUAACUGUUUCAUUUUUACCUGAAUUAAUUUUUAUCUAAUGCAUUAAUUGAAUGUGGGUGGUAUAGAUGCGGCUCACUGUCAAUAAAUCGCUCUGAUUGUUUUUUUUUCUCUAUACAUAAGGAGCGAGGGCUUAUAAAGCACUACCUGACCAUACAUUAGGCACACUGUCUUAUAAAGCACCUUAUAGUCUGGUUCCCCUUAUCAUUAUGUUUAAAAUAUUGCCUUGCUCUACUAACCAUGCUUUAAGAACAUUGGUAAAUGUUUUUUUCACCUUUUUUGCACUAAUAAUUGCGCAUCCUUGUUUGAUAGGAUAGGACAGGGCUACUCAACUGGCGGACCGCGGUCCGAAUCCGGACCUUUCGAGUAUUGGAUUUGGACCGCACCUAAUUAUUUAUUUUGGAUCAUUAGCCCAACUUUUUGAAUU